This is a messenger RNA of Pyricularia grisea, 1161 nucleotides long. RefSeq lists its product as uncharacterized. The transcript has a single exon. Bases 1 to 1161 code for a protein of 386 amino acids. Lineage: Eukaryota; Fungi; Ascomycota; Sordariomycetes; Magnaporthales; Pyriculariaceae. The record is from RefSeq and is a predicted model, not a curated record.
AUGUCGACAGGGUUCGGCACGUUCACGGCAACCACUCUCAGCAUGGACGACAUGGGUUAUUGCUAUCCUUUGAGUGGAGGCACCAGUAGCAGAGGGGAAGGCCCCGUUUAUCCACCAAAAUAUCACCACGAGAAACCAACAACACAGCCUGCUUUUGCUGAUAGCAGAGAUCUGGCCGUGGAAAGUCCGACCCUCCUAUCAAGUCAUUCUAUCUCACUGGACACCGUCAGAAUCAGAGUAUCGGAGCUCCAGUAUUUCCUAUUUACUCGGCUUCACUCCAUAACCGAUGAAGAUCUAGCAGAAGCAAUAUUUUCACCCUUCAUUAUACCUGAGUCAAUCAACAAACCAACAGGCCCGCGAGCCAACAUAAUACAUCGUUUGAUCUACGCCUCUGAGUGCCUAUUGAGUCUCAUCUCGACCCUUUCAUUCUUGUGGACCAGUUGCGACGACCCAAAUGACAGCCCGCAGGCUUCGACACCGAAUCAGCAUGGACCAAAUUUUAAGAUCUCCAGCAGGCCCAAGUCCAAAUCCAGUUCUAUUUUGGCUCAGCAUCUUCAGGGUCGAGCCGGGCAAGGUCUACACGUGGAAGAUUCUGCUGAUGUGACCGAGCAUCAACACCCGUCCUCGACCUCGACAACCUCCAUGGUCAACCUCCCGACCGUAGCAACAAUCCUCACCUGUCACGUGGGGAUUCUGUCGGUUUAUCGAUCCGUAUUCUCCCGCAUCCACGACGCUCUGCGUACCUGCGGAGUCCCUUCGAGCGCCUACGAGGCGGACCUUGCAAGCCCGCAAAAGAAGGCCACGAUCACUUGUCCACCUUCACCUAAAAAGGAAAUGUUGCCGCUCAACACACCGUGUGUGCUGGGACUGCGGGUACAGCUCGAGAUGAUGACCCACAUGUUGGACCGAAUGAGAGCAGCAUGGGCCACGGCUAUGGAAGGUCACCCGAGCCACGAGGAUCAGCAGCAGGAACAGGAGAAAAGACAACAAGACCGGCUGUGGCUUCGUAGAAGAGCUACACUGGAGACUUUGAAAAGCAUGUUGGCGCUCCAGGGCCAUGAGCUUUCGUGUCAAGACAGUGGAAUGGGCAUCAGUGCUGUAGGAGACUUGGGUGACAAGAUUCGAAGGCUAUUGCGUAAUUGUGAUAAGGGGAUGUACUAG